Molecule: messenger RNA, 2548 nt
Organism: Ipomoea triloba (trilobed morning glory)
Lineage: Eukaryota; Viridiplantae; Streptophyta; Magnoliopsida; Solanales; Convolvulaceae
Product: glyoxysomal fatty acid beta-oxidation multifunctional protein MFP-a
Exons: 18
Coding region: 135-2306 (723 amino acids)
Biological process (GO): fatty acid beta-oxidation
Cellular component (GO): peroxisome
Molecular function (GO): (3S)-3-hydroxyacyl-CoA dehydrogenase (NAD+) activity; NAD+ binding
Source: RefSeq, a predicted model, not a curated record
GACACCUCCUGCAAUAACACGUCCCACCGUAUAUAUCCUUCCGAUCCUCUGUGAAAAUUUCAACAAUUCUUGGAAAAAAAGGAAACGGAGAAGGAGAAAUUAUAAAACAGCCCAUUUCAUUGAGAUCCUAGAUAAUGGCUGCAAGAGGGAGAACGACCUUAGAGGUUGGAGCUGAUGGAGUGGCUAUCAUCACCAUCAUCAAUCCUCCUGUCAAUUCCCUUUCCAUUGAUGUGCUUAAUAGCUUAAAGGAGAGUUAUGAAGAAGCCUUAAGAAGGGAUGAUGUGAAGGCUGUUGUUGUUACAGGUGCCAAAGGAAAGUUUUCUGGUGGUUUUGAUAUCGCUGCCUUUGGUGGACUACAAGGGGGAAAGGUUGCUGCACCAAAGCCAGGUUUUGUGUCAGUGGAGAUUCUAACUGACAUAGUGGAAGCUUCGAAAAAACCAUCAGUAGCAGCCAUUGAUGGUCUUGCUUUAGGUGGAGGACUUGAAGUUGCAAUGGGUUGCCAUGCGCGUAUUUCUACUCCUAAUGCACAAUUAGGUUUACCUGAACUUCAGCUUGGUAUAAUUCCCGGCUUUGGAGGGACACAGCGGCUCCCACGCCUUGUAGGUCUUGCUAAAGCUCUAGAGAUGAUGCUUACAUCAAAGCCUGUUAAAGGACAGGAAGCCCUGAAUUUGGGCCUUGUGGAUGCCGUUGUUUCACCAAAUGAAUUACUGGAUACUGCACGUCAUUGGGCUCUAGAUAUGUUGGAGAGACGCAAACCUUGGGUUGCUAGUCUCUACAAGACUGACAAAAUAGAGGCUCUUGGGGAGGCCAGGGAAAUACUAAAGUUUGCUCGAGCUCAGAUCCGUAAGCAAGCUCCAAACCUUAACCAUCCAUUAGUCUGCAUUGAUGUUGUUGAAGAGGGUAUAGUUUCUGGUCCACGUGCUGGCCUUUGGAAGGAGGCAGAAGAAUUCCAAAAGCUUGUGUAUUCAGACACAUGCAAGGCCUUGGUCCACGUUUUCUUUUCUCAACGUGGAACCACAAAGGUUCCAGGUGUAACUGAUCUAGGAUUGGCACCAAGACAGAUUAAGAAGGUUGGAAUUCUUGGAGGGGGUUUGAUGGGCUCCGGGAUUGCAACGGCUUUGAUACUUAGCAACUAUCCUGUAAUCCUGAAGGAAGUUAAUGACAAAUUUCUACAAGCUGGAAUUGGUAGAGUAAGAGCAAAUCUGCAAAGCCGUGUUAAGAAGGGGAGAAUGAGUCAAGAGAAGUUUGAAAAAACUUUUUCUCUACUAAAAGGUACCCUUGACUAUGAAAGCUUUAGAGAUGUGGACAUGGUUAUUGAGGCUGUUAUUGAGGACAUAAACUUAAAGCAGAAAAUAUUUGCUGAUCUUGAAAAGUAUUGCCCUCCGCAUUGCAUUCUUGCAAGUAACACCUCUACCAUUGACUUAAACUUAAUUGGAGAGAAAACUAGAUCACAGGACCGUAUUAUUGGUGCCCACUUUUUCAGUCCGGCUCAUGUGAUGCCACUUCUGGAAAUUGUUCGCACUCAAAAAACUUCUCCUCAAGCAAUUGUCGACUUGCUAGAUGUUGGAAAAAAGAUAAGGAAAACCCCUGUUGUAGUUGGAAAUUGCACGGGGUUUGCUGUCAACAGGAUGUUCUUUCCUUACACGCAAGCUGCUCUCCUGCUUGUUGAGCGGGGUGCAGAUCCUUACAAGAUAGAUAAAGCAAUUACCAAAUUCGGAAUGCCCAUGGGCCCCUUUAGAUUGUGUGAUCUUGUUGGCUUUGGUGUUGCAAUUGCAACUGGAGGCCAAUACGUGAUGAAUUUUCCAGAAAGAACUUAUAAAUCCAUGUUGAUACCACUCAUGCAAGACGACAAAAGGGGAGGUGAAGCCACUCGUAGAGGAUUUUAUAUUUACGAUGACAGGCGCAAAGCCAGCCCCGACCCUGAAAUAAAAAAAUAUAUCGAGAAGGCAAGAGAGAUGUCUGGUGUCUCCAUUGACCCUAAGUUGAUGAAACUUUCGGACAAAGAUAUUGUGGAGAUGACAUUUUUGCCAGUGGUGAAUGAAGCCUGUAGAGUACUUGCUGAAGGUAUUGCUAUCAAAGCUUCUGAUCUGGACAUUGCUGCUGUGAUGGGCAUGGGUUUCCCUCCUUACAGGGGAGGGGUCUUGUUUUGGGCUGACACUCUGGGGUCAAAGUACAUUUACUCAAAGUUGAAUGAGUGGUCAAAAAUGUAUGGAGGUUUCUUUGAGCCAUGUUCUUACUUGGCUGAAAGAGCUGCCAAGGGUGCUCCUCUGAGUUUGAAAAUGGACCCAGGAAAGUCUCGCCUUUAAGAUCAAAUCAUCAGAGUGGCGUCUUGUUAUAUCUUUAUUGGUAUUAUUGUGUUUUAUCUUUACUAAGAAGGAAAUGAGGAAUUGAUCUGUGUAUGAACUAUUUUGAAGGUGAGAAAUAAUACAAGUGAGGACUAUAAUGUAACGGCAGGUGCCAGGUUGUAGUAGUUGUCUAGUCGAUAAUGUGUCACCAAUCACAUAAAAAUUUCUUAAUAAUAAAAUAUCAAAAGUUGCUUUUGUUGGAA